Messenger RNA from Lottia gigantea (owl limpet), 1797 nucleotides. RefSeq lists its product as hypothetical. The coding region runs from base 1 to 1797 and encodes 598 amino acids. Lineage: Eukaryota; Metazoa; Mollusca; Gastropoda; Lottiidae. The record is from RefSeq and is a predicted model, not a curated record. The transcript is spliced from 12 exons.
AUGACUUCUUUGGCUUCAUUUCUAAAAGAGAACCUCUGUGAAUUUCAUACAGGCCCAAUGAUCCUGCAGUUGAUUCUUUUGGUAUGUCUGGUUCUUCCAAGGACUAACGGAAGCAGUGCCACAGUCCAAACCGCCACAGGCGAAGUGGUUGGUUAUUCUACUGUUGUACCACCAGGCGUUGCUGAAGAUGUUCUCACUCUUGGCAAGGCAUCAUCAGUAAACGUUUUUCUUGGUAUACCAUAUGCGCAACCUCCUAUCGGACAGCUCAGAUUCGCCCGAACUGUACCAGUAACACCAUGGAAAACCCUGAAUGCCUCAUCAUUCGGUUCAGCGUGCCACCAAAACAUAAACGUUCUAAAGGGAUUUUAUAAAGAAACUAUCGAGCUGAACGAGUUUAGUGAAGACUGUUUGUAUCUUAAUAUAUUUACACCACAGUUCGGCAACAAUGCCACGAGUAAACUUCCCGUUAUGGUGUGGAUCCACGGUGGGGGAUAUCAAUACGGAUCAACUAAUCUACGUGAUGGACGGGUCUUGGCUACCAAUGGAGUCGUUGUGGUGGGGAUUAACUAUAGAGUCGGCGUUAUGGGUUAUUUGUCCACUGAUGAUGACGUAGCUCCCGGAAAUCUUGGUAUGUUGGAUCAGAUAGAAGCCUUGAAAUGGAUCCAGAAGAAUAUCGAGAAAUUUGGUGGAGAUCCUACCAAGGUGACAAUAUUUGGACAAAGUUCAGGUGGAGCUACGGUCACAAUGCACAUGUUUUCUCCGCUAACCAAAGGUCUGUUCCAUGGUGUUAUAGCUGAAAGUGGAGUAGCCACAGAUACGUUCGCAAUUUACCGUCCACCAUACCAUCUGUUGGAUACUACUAGGUCGCUAGCCAAGGAAGUUGGAUGUACUGUCAAUUCCACUCGAGACAUGGUGUCCUGUCUAAGGACCAAGCCAGCACAGUUAUUGGCUGGCACAAGCAUCUCGGAGAGGCCUCCGAUGUCUGCACCAUGGGUACCAAGGGUAGAUGGGUAUUAUAUCAAGGAUCUACCAGAGAAUUUGCUGGCGAAAGGACAAAUCCACCAAUUGCCACUGAUAGCUGGUAGUGUCACGUGUGAAACUUGCUCAGAUUAUGAAUUUAUAAAAGGCAUUGAGAAGGGAUUGACCAAGGUCCAGUUUGAGAAAGAGUUUAGAGUGUUCACAACCAGAUUUGGAGUUAAAGCGACCCAGAUGUAUGAAGCACUGGUCUGCCAAUACUAUCCCAGAGCUAAUGAUCUAAAAGGAAACUGGAAAAGACUGAAUGAGUUUAUGGGUUACUAUGAAUAUAUUGCUGGUAUAUACAGAAUGGUGGAUAGCUAUGUAAAGAAGAACCCUAACAUCUGGUUGUACAGCUAUAAUUAUAGAUCAUUGGUUGACAACUCUCCGGACUUCAUGCAAUCUUACCACUCCAUGGAGUUACAAUACGUGUUUGGCCAACCAUUUCUUGAAGGAUUUGGACGACCUUACCUCACCCAAUUUAAGAAAUUCAAUCCAGAAAGUUUCAAUUGGACGGCAGACGAUAAACAGCAUUCCCGCCAAAUGAUGAAAAUAUGGUCAGGAUUUGCCAAAACUCUGAACCCUGACUCAACAGGAACAUCAUGGCCAAAGUAUGACUUACAACAGAAGACUUAUUUACGGCUGGACAAAACCAACACCAUCAAACAUGACCAAGCUCCAGUGGAAUUGGAAUUUUGGAAUGACUUUGUACCGAAAGUUUUAGCUGGUACAGCAAACCCGUCUGAUUGUCCUGUUAGGAAACAUUCUGGUAUCAUUGGAUAA